This is a messenger RNA of Aedes albopictus (Asian tiger mosquito), 3844 nucleotides long. It is a transcript of the gene tst, whose product is annotated as superkiller complex protein 2. Gene Ontology annotation, biological process: nuclear-transcribed mRNA catabolic process, 3'-5' exonucleolytic nonsense-mediated decay. Gene Ontology annotation, cellular component: Ski complex. NCBI's taxonomy places the organism in Eukaryota, Metazoa, Arthropoda, Insecta, Diptera, Culicidae. The transcript has 7 exons. The record is from RefSeq and is a predicted model, not a curated record. Gene Ontology annotation, molecular function: ATP binding; RNA binding; RNA helicase activity. The coding region runs from base 135 to 3752 and encodes 1205 amino acids.
GGAAUAUACGCUUCUCAAACAAAAGUCGAGUGAAACAUGCUUAGCGUGACCGAUUAAUUUGAUCAGUGCACUGAAACCGUUCUCAAAGGAAAACAGUAACAGAUUUUCUACAAAUCUUCGAUUUUUACGGAAAAAUGUCCAUAGAUUUUUCGUGGUGGCAGAAACCUCCUCCGAUAGUGGACAGCACCGAGGAUGUGCUGCGGCAAUAUAUCCUGGAGCCGGUCAUCCCGGUCAAUGAACCGAAACCGCACUUCCAGCCGCGUGUGCCCACCGUGGAAUCGUUGUACGAUAUUCCCCCGGCACCGUUGAGCACUCGGAUCGUUCCGGAGCGCUGUCAGGAAACCGGAAAGAUAAUUGACUUCAUUGAAAUUCCAAUCGAGAAUGCCGGGAGUACCGCGAAGAAUUCCAUGUCGUUGAAGAGAGAACCGGGCCCUGGGGAUGAUUCUACCCGAGGGUCGGCAUCGUACUUUCCCUUCUGGCCCGGGGGUUUCGACGAACCGGAGAAAGCCAUCCAGAUGCUGGACAUUGACAAUUCGGUGUUUGAGAAGAAUCUGAAGAACUGUCCGCCGGGCUUCGCUAAUGGCAUGGUUUUCGCCGACGUGAAGAGCUCCGACGAUGGCAUUGUGGAUCUUUUGUCUGCUAUCGAACAAGAAGUGGAAGGUCUGCGGAUGUGGGAUUCGGAAGACAGCGAAGAGGAUGACGAUGCGCCUCGUGUUGAUCCCAGCAGUAUACAGAGAGUGCCCCUGGACGACAGUCUAGACGAGUCGCUAUUAAAUGUAGAGCAAAGUUCAGCAAAGGUGUUGAAAAUUGGUGAAACCGGAGCAAAUGCUUCUACCUCAGCCGAGUGGGCCGAAAUCUUGGACGUAUCGAAGCCGGUUGCAGAUUUUUACACAAGAAUUCCGGAUAUGGCUCACAAGUAUCCCUUCGAGUUGGACAUUUUUCAGAAGCAGGCCAUCAUCAAGCUGGAAGAGCACAAUCACGUGUUUGUGGCUGCACACACCUCCGCCGGCAAGACGGUGGUUGCCGAAUAUGCCAUUGCCUUGUCCAAGAAGCAUAUGACCAAAACCAUCUACACUUCACCAAUAAAAGCACUGUCGAAUCAGAAGUACCGAGAUUUCAAGACCACAUUCGAGGACGUCGGAUUGAUCACGGGAGACAUCCAAAUCGAUCCCACCGCUUCGUGCUUGAUCAUGACGACGGAGAUUCUACGAUCGAUGUUGUACUGCGGAAGUGACAUCACGCGCGACUUGGAAUAUGUUAUCUUCGACGAGGUUCACUACCUGACGGAUGCCGAUCGGGGGCACGUGUGGGAGGAAGUGCUCAUUCUACUACCGGAUCACGUGUGCAUUGUGAUGUUGAGUGCCACGGUACCCAACACGCUGGAGUUUGCCAACUGGGUGGGCAAAACCAAGAAGAAGCGGGUCUACGUGGUGAGCACUCCCAAGAGACCGGUGCCUUUAGAGCAUUAUCUUUACACUGGAUGCGGAGGCAAGACAAAGGACGAUUUGUUCCUUGUCGUUGAUGAGAAGAGUAACUUCCUGAUGGACGGAUAUCGAAAGGCCAAAGAGGCAAAAUUGGCUAAAAAUACCACCAAAAAUGCCGGUCGCCAAGGUCAAUUCAAUCAGAAGCAGGAGCAAACCCUGUGGGUCGGCUUGAUUCACCAUCUGGAGAAGAACAAAAAGAUGCCCGUCGUUGCGUUUACCCUAUCGCGGAACCGAUGCGAUAACAAUGCCAAUGCCCUAAUGUCGUGCGAUCUGACGACUCCCAGUGAAAAGUACUUUAUCAACUCGUUCUUUCAACUGUGCCUGCAGAAGCUAAAGCCUCCAGAUCGUGUCCUGCCGCAGGUGAUCCAGGUUCAGAACUGCCUGCAGCGGGGUAUCGGAAUCCAUCACAGCGGUAUUCUUCCGAUUCUGAAGGAAAUUGUAGAGAUGCUGUUUGCCCGGGGGCUCGUCAAAAUCCUUUUUGCUACUGAGACCUUCGCGAUGGGUGUAAAUAUGCCGGCCAAGACGGUCAUAUUCGAUUCAACCAAAAAGUUCGACGGUCAAUCGUCGCGUCUGCUACAACCGGCGGAAUACACCCAGAUGGCUGGGCGAGCUGGACGGCGAGGACUGGAUAAGAACGGAACCGUUAUUAUCAUCUGCAAGGUUGAUGUGCCCAGCGAGAGCGAUCUGCGAAAUAUGAUUCUUGGGAAGCCCAUGCGUUUGGAAUCGCAGUUUAGGCUGACCUACGCCAUGAUCUUGUACCUGCUUAGGGUGGAGCUGGUUACGGUUGAAAACAUGAUGCUGCAUAGUUUUAGGGAGUUUGAAAAACGUCAGAAACUACCGGAAAGCAAAUCAGAGCUGAGCCGGAUGGAGGAAAAGAUUUCCAAGCUGAACGAGCUGAGCGAGCACUUAAAACCCCUGUGUCAGUUUUACGAUGCGGCCGUGCAUUAUUUAGCCAAGUGGGACGACUUUAUGCCUUUCGUAUUUCUAACGCAAAAAGUAUCCAACGAAAUGAAACCAGGUCGGGUACUGGUGAUCACCCAUAAGACCCAUCGUAAUAAGUUAGCUAUUUUGCUUUCGGUCCUGCAACAGGAUCACAAAUCGGCCCGAUACAAGGUGCUUGUUCUGGACCACCAGCAUGCCAACGCAUCAGAAGCGGAAACCCUCGAGCGUGGCGACCUGUGGCACCGUAUUCUGGCAUUGUCCGCUCAGUAUCGUCAGUUCAUUCCGGAAGGUAUCGGUGGACACUGUGUGCUGCAAAUUACCCACACCAAUAUAGUGGACGUAACAAAGCAAACCAUCAAAUGUGAUCCGACCAAAAUCAUCCAAAACUGGGACAACAGACAAAUUCCUAGGUUUAAAGAUCAACCGCCUUCGCAGUCGGUGCUGGAUGCCAUGGCUGCACUUACCGAACUCAACACUGCCGUAGUUAACGAAAGUAUAAAAUUGGAAAGCCUAAAGUACCAACUAACGCUAAACCAGUUGAAGCAAAAUGAAGAGCUACAGAAAGCAAGGGAAGCUCUGGAUAGAUAUCUGCCCUACACAGAUAUCGCCGAUUUCGUGCACGAAUUUGCAAUUGUUUUUGACCGAAAGCAGGUGGAGAAGAAGCUGGACGAUCUGAAGUUUCAGGUUUCGUACAAGAGUAUGUCGCUGUAUCCGGAUUAUUGCAAUAAAUUAAAGGUUCUACAGGAACUCAGGUACAUUGAUGACAUGCAGCAAGUGGCUAUGAAGGGUCGAGUCGCGUGCGAAAUGGGCCAGAAUGAACUUAUGAUAACAGAGCUAGUGCUUCGGAACAUUCUGACCGAUUUGCAACCGGCGGAAAUCGCCGCCUUGUUGUCCAGUUUGGUGUUCCAGGCCAAGACGGAAGUAGAACCAAAAAUGACCGAGACGUUGAAAAAGGCAAAGGCAUUGUUCGAGGAGGUCGAAAACGAUAUCCGGUACGUGGAGAAAAUGUACAACGUGACGGACAUUUUGGAAAAGGAUGAGCUAAACUUUGGACUUAUCGAGGUCGUUUACGAAUGGGCCCGGAAUAAACCUUUUGCGGAGAUAAUGGAACUGACCGAUAUCAAGGAAGGUAUCAUUGUGCGGUGCAUUCAACAGCUAAAUGAAACCUUAUGCAACGUGAAGGAUGCCGCCCGUAUCAUUGGCGAUCCGGUACUACACAGCAAGAUGGAAGAAGCAUCAAAUGCCAUCAAAAGGGACAUUGUGUUCGCAGCAAGUUUGUACACGUCGACCACACCGAUUGCAGUUGAAGCUGCGGUAAUGGAAUAGUUUUGAAUUGUUUUGUCUCUUACGUUUUUUAUGUUUAUAAAAUAUAUUUUUGAUCAGUUUUUCCUUUAAAUAAAUUUGAUUUUGAUUAUCAA